AUGGAAUUUUCAAAAAUAGCGACACUGGAAGGUCAUUCUGAUCGAGUGUGGAGUUUGUCAGUACAUCCACAUUUACCAUUAUUAGCGACCUGUUCGAGUGAUAAAACUGCUAGAGUAUACUCUUUACAGAAUGACCAAUUCCCACUACUGGGGGUAUUAGAAGAUAGUCAUAAACGAAGUAUCAGGACGGUAGCUUGGAAGCCCACUGGAGAAGAGCCUUCGCUCGCACUAGGAAGCUUUGACUCAACUGUCAGUAUAUGGGGUCGUGAAGGUGAUGAAUGGAGUUUUUUGGCCACCAUUGAGGGCCACGAGAACGAAGUCAAGCGGGUUGCUUGGUCAUUUGACGGAAUAUUUUUGGCAACCUGCUCUCGUGAUAAGAGCAUAUGGAUCUGGGAAGGUAAGUUUAAGACUGUCUGA
Sugiyamaella lignohabitans is the source of this 417-nucleotide messenger RNA. RefSeq names its product Cia1p (gene CIA1). Gene Ontology annotation, molecular function: protein binding. The transcript has a single exon. The record is from RefSeq and is a predicted model, not a curated record. Gene Ontology annotation, biological process: iron-sulfur cluster assembly. Bases 1 to 417 code for a protein of 138 amino acids. Gene Ontology annotation, cellular component: cytosolic [4Fe-4S] assembly targeting complex. Lineage: Eukaryota; Fungi; Ascomycota; Dipodascomycetes; Dipodascales; Trichomonascaceae.